This is a messenger RNA of Asterias rubens (European starfish), 2089 nucleotides long. RefSeq names its product phosphatidylinositol 4-phosphate 5-kinase-like protein 1. Gene Ontology annotation, biological process: phosphatidylinositol metabolic process. Gene Ontology annotation, molecular function: phosphatidylinositol kinase activity. The transcript has 8 exons. The coding region runs from base 1 to 1653 and encodes 550 amino acids. NCBI's taxonomy places the organism in Eukaryota, Metazoa, Echinodermata, Asteroidea, Forcipulatida, Asteriidae. The record is from RefSeq and is a predicted model, not a curated record.
AUGGUUUGUGAUUAUCCAAAACAGAAAACAUGGCAACAGUUUCGGACUCCGGCUGCCCAGCCAUCCCACUCAAAGGAUUUUGCUACCCUGAUUGGUAAAGCCCAUCACCAAUGGACUCGACGAGGAAUCAUAGAAAUCAACGAGAAUCAUAAGCUUUUUGAAUUAUCCCGCUGUAUACAGAUGGGUAUACGAGAGUGUUAUGACCCACGACAAAUUAAUCAGGGAGAUGUUCAUCUUCAAGAUGAAGACUACCAAGAGGAAGUAAUUAUAACUCUUGUCGAGAAUGAUCUCAAAAAGCUUUUUGAGUUCAGAAGCUAUGCUCCUAAAGUAUUUGCCGCAAUACGUACCUUGAUAGGAGUUACAGAGUCGGAUUUUUUGGAGUCACUUUCCCCCUCAUCAGGGUUCCCCAAACUCUUCAUGGAAUUUAUCACCUCUUCGAGAAGUGGAAUGACCUUCUUUCUGUGCAAUAAUAAAGCCUUUAUCUUGAAAACUGAGAAAUACACGGAUGUCUGUUUCCUGAGGAAGGAUUUCCUGCAACGUCUUGUGAAGCAUUUUGUGAACUACCCUCAUUCGUUACUAGUGAAGAUCGUAGGCUGCUACUUCAUCAAACUCAAUGGAAGUAAAGGGAUCUAUUUCACAGUUAUGCAGAGUGUUUUCUACCCUGAUGACCGUAUCACGGAAAGAUAUGACUUGAAGGGAUGUUCUGCUAGUCGCUACGUCAAACCAUUAAAGGAAGAAAGCCAUAAAGUUAUUGUGCUUAAAGACAAUAACUUUGAGGGAAAGACAAUUCAAAUAGGAGCCCAGAAAUGUUGGUUUAUUAAGCAGGUUGAGAUCGAUACAAAGUUUCUUGAGAAUCAGGGCGUGAUGGAUUAUAGUCUCAUACUCGGUGUUCAAAUCCUGCAUGCUGAUGAAAAGAUAAUGACGGACAACCUUGCUGACGUUGUAGUCAGGGCCAGAAGAUCCGUCAAACUCUUACCAGAGAGUCCAAACAGUUUGUGUCCGAACUGCAAGCGGAGACUUCCCUCGUGGAAUCAGAGAUCUACCGUCAAAAUCCACCCGGGCUUGAAGACUCCUUCAAAAUCGUCAAGCCCCCAAGAUAUUAAUGAAACAGAAUCAAGAAUUCAACAGCACUUGGAUUAUGCUGCUGAUGAUGAAUUAAGUACUACUGGCGAAGCGGGACGACACCAACUCGACGAAAGAGAACUCCUACCUGUAGAUAUGGACACACCUGAUAGUACUAAAGAUGAUGUCGGACUAGGUGAGACUAGUGGACAGGUUUUGCCUGGAAUGGUUACCAUGAGCAAUAGCCAAGGGAACCAGCUAAACAGCCAAGGGAACCAGCUAAAUGAACCUCCAGAGUUGAGAGAAUCCAACUCUAGUUUUUGUGAAUGUGCGAAUCUUCUUAAAAUGGACGAAGUUUUGAACUGCAAUCAACGUUUACUUCCAAACACUGCAAAUCCGUUACAUAUCAUUGAUGGACAGAAUCACCGGUAUUUCGUUGGAAUUAUUGACGUUUUUACUCGGUUUACAUUUCGGAAAAAGAUGGAGCAUCUGUACAAAUGUAUGCGCUACCCAACUCAAUCGUUCUCUACGGUUAGACCGGAGCAAUACGCCAAAAGAUUCAGAGAGUUUUGUUCCGCAAAAUCUGAAUGAAAUUAUUUUAAACGGUAAAAGGAUUUUGAAGAUAUUGCUAAAAUUUGGAGUGGUAAUGUCUUUGCAUGCAGGAAGAUUAAUCCAUUCACGCAGAAACGUUUCUCAGAUUGAAACGUACAUGAAUCCCGCUCUCUAAAACCAUAUUCCUUUGAAAGGAAAUUGUUUGAGCAAAAUGUUUGACAUUAUCAACAGCCGCAGUGCUUCUUACCAGGUAAAUUUGUUAGGGUCAUGAAUUUUUGGAGUAAUUCCCAAAAGUUAUGAACCCUCCAUUUAAGUUGAAAAUAAUACCACACAUAGAACAACAAAUCUACAUUGUAAACAUUAUUUGAUUCAGUUACUCUCAAUCAUGUUAUCUGUAAUCAGCUUAUUUGAUUCAGUAACUCUCAAUCAUGUUAUCUGUAAUCAGCUUAUUUGAUUCAGUAAGGCCGUGUACGAA